AUGUUCAUCCUCUCCGAGGUGUCGGACAUCGUCAAAAUCCCGCCCCACACAUUCCACAUCCCCAUAAACGAAGCCGUGACCAACGAGCUCCACAAAAAAUACGCAAACAAAGUAAUUGCAAAUUUGGGCUUGGUGGUUGCCGUAUGGGACUUGCUGGAAAUUCACGAUGGACAGCUCAAACCGGGCGACGGAGCUUCUUUUGUCAAGGUCCGGUUCCGGUGCGUGGUAUGGAAGCCUUUUGUGGGCGAAAUUUUGUCGGGAUGGGUGACACAAUGUACGGCCGAAGGCAUCAAAAUCGGGAUGCGAUUUUUUGAUGAAAUAUUUGUCCCUAAAAACUACUUUUUCGAAAACUGUGAGUUUAAACCAGUCGAAAAAGCUUGGGUGUGGAAGCCGGACGAUGAAACUGAGUUGUAUAUUGAUGUAAAUGAAAGGGUGCGAUUUCGAGUCGAAGAAGAGGUUUUCCUGAGCAUUAAACCUCGGCCUACAAAUCAGGAUAAUCAAGAGGAAGACAACAAGGUCCCACCGUAUGCAUUGAUUGCAUCGUGUCAGACCGACGGCAUGGGCUGUGUCUCGUGGUGGGAUUAA
Messenger RNA from Meyerozyma guilliermondii ATCC 6260, 585 nucleotides. Its product is annotated as DNA-directed RNA polymerase III subunit. Gene Ontology annotation, cellular component: RNA polymerase III complex. Gene Ontology annotation, biological process: DNA-templated transcription; transcription initiation at RNA polymerase III promoter. Bases 1 to 585 code for a protein of 194 amino acids. Gene Ontology annotation, molecular function: DNA binding; DNA-directed RNA polymerase activity. The record is from RefSeq and is a predicted model, not a curated record. Lineage: Eukaryota; Fungi; Ascomycota; Pichiomycetes; Serinales; Debaryomycetaceae. The transcript has a single exon.